AUGAAUCGAUCAGGUCCAAGGUCUAGAUCACCAAACCCCCCUCCAUCCGCUGCCCCCCAGUCAUUCCGACGACUGAGUUAUAUACCAACAGCUUCUUUACCUCUUGAAAGUAUCCAAAGCAGAAAUGCAAGCCGAAAAGACGUCGAUGUCGGUGAGGCCGAAGAAAAAGGAUUGACAAUUCCUAAACGAAGUUUACAAGUCAGGGUGGUGAAUGUCUCAUCGGAAUUCAUAUUUCUUCCAUCGAGUGGUGAAACAAGUGCUGUUGCAAAGGCUAGUUCACUUCAUUCGCAUUCAUCCAUCAUAUCUUUAUUGAAAGCACAGUCUUCCAUAUCAUCUAUUCAAACUGUUGGUGACUACUCCCGGUAUCCACAAUGGUCCCAAAGAGGAGCCUGCUCGUCCGAAAUUUCUUCAGCACUCCCAGCACUUACCAUUGGCAGUGAUUAUAAGGAAGAACAGUUUGAUGAUAAAUCAAUUCUUCAUGAAGAAGACCCUGAGCGUGGUUUCUCGUUAUAUCCUGAGCAUGGUGGUAUAUCGCUCCAGUACCCGACAAUCAACGAAAUAGAGGAUGACGAUGCCCUCCAUAACCCAAAUUCAAACGAGAGGAUCAGAUAUAGUUACAAAAGGAUACUUAUGGGAGUUCUGUAUUGCACGGUGUUUAUUUGUGGUGUUUUUAGUUUGUUUAUUGUAUGGCCUGUCCUUACUUAUACCAGGCUUGCACGGGAAGGGAGAUCGGACUCAGGUGGUGAAGAGCAACUUUCCACCAUAAUCUACCCAAUUUUGGGCGCCGCAAGGGCAUUAAUAGACGCUGAUACACCAAAAUAUGCAAUGACACGAGAUUCAGUAAUGGGGGGUGGAAAACUAAAGCUAGUAUUCAGUGAUGAGUUUAAUAAAGAUGGAAGGUCAUUCGACGAAAAUGAAGACCCUUUUUGGCAGGCCAUGGAUUUUCAUUAUGCUUCCACUAAUGAUUUAGAAUGGUAUAAUCCAGAUGCUGUGACAACAAAAGAUGGAACCCUUCGUUUGAGGCUAGACGCAUUCAAAAACCACAACCUUGAUUAUCGGUCUGGAAUGCUUCAGAGCUGGAACAAGCUCUGUUUUAAGGGCGGUGUGUUGGAGGCGUCAGUUUCGCUCCCAGGUCCUGCUGGUGUUCCUGGACUGUGGCCGGGUAUUUGGACCUUGGGUAAUCUUGGUAGGCCCGGAUACAUGUCGACGACUGAUGGGGUAUGGCCAUAUGCAUACGACGAGUGCGAUGCAGGCAUCACUCCAAAUCAGUCGAGCAGCGAUGGUUUAUCAUUUCUUCCAGGUCAAAGGUUUGCAAGGUGUGUCUGUACAGGAGAGGAUCAUCCAAGUCCCGGAACCGGCCGUGGGGCGCCAGAAAUUGAUGUCCUUGAGGCAAGUACUGAUGGGAAGCUAAGACUGGGUAUCAUCACGCAGUCCAACCAAAUUGCGCCGUUUGAUAUUUGGCAUAGGCCUGAUAUAAACUUUCUAGAAAUCAAGGACCCUAUGGUUACUCAGAUGAACGGAUGGAGCGGUGGGCCCUUUCAACAGGCCAUUAGUGGGGUCACCACUUUGAAUAAUGAGUGGUAUGAUGGGAAACAAUUUCAAAAAUAUGCGUUCGAGUAUAGACCAGGAAAACGUAACGGCAAGAUUGCGUGGUUUGUUGGCGACGAAGAAACUUUUAGAAUGACAGGUGAUAUAGUUACAUCUUUGGAGUCGGAGCUCUUUCGUCUAUCUCCCCAUUAA
Molecule: messenger RNA, 1740 nt
Organism: Morchella importuna
Lineage: Eukaryota; Fungi; Ascomycota; Pezizomycetes; Pezizales; Morchellaceae
Exons: 4
Coding region: 1-1740 (579 amino acids)
Biological process (GO): (1->6)-beta-D-glucan biosynthetic process; fungal-type cell wall organization
Cellular component (GO): endoplasmic reticulum membrane; plasma membrane
Molecular function (GO): glucosidase activity
Source: RefSeq, a predicted model, not a curated record